UCUCCCGACCCUCCCCCCCUCGCCUGGACGGUGGCCGGUGCGUCAGACAGCUGGGCUCCGGACCAGGCCGAGGCGCGUGCCGAGGCGGCGGGAGCUCUCCGGCAGAGGAUGUGCGCAGAGCGAGGAUGGAGGAGGAGGAGACGGAUGAUGGGAAGCGAUCUGGGGAUAGAGAGAGGGCACUUCCGAGAGCGGUCAGCAGCCCGACACGUGACUUCUGACGCGAGGCAGCGUGGCACCAUACGUGGGCUGGGGCGUUCAGAGUCUGGAGCUCUGCCCGUCUGCAGCGGGCCGGAGAGAACAGAGAAGCGGAGGGUGGCGCCCCUCCCCUCAUCUCCCCAGUCCCCUCUCGGCUGCACGGCGAACUCACUCCAGCGCCAGCAGUGGGGGGAGGGAGAGGGGCCAGAAGUAGGCAGGAGAGGAAGAGAGAACAUCAAACGCGCUGAUUAAAAUGUAUACUUUCGUGCAGCUCACGCGUGGCUGGGAGUUCAUGCUGGAGCCGCCCAUCUGCCACAAGAUUGGAGUCGCAUGUGUGCGACCCAAUUUUGAAGAAGGAGACGCUAAGCAAUACCCAAAUAUUACGCGGAUUGGAUUCUACGUGAAGAGAUGGGAGACCAUGAGAAGGGGUGCAAAAUCAGCCUAUAGGUGCGCGCACCGUGGCUGUGUACACAGCGACAGAAAUUCUUUUCGAACUUCUUCGACGGCAGACCCUGGACAGCAUGAGAUGAAUAUUCAGGUACUGACCCAAAAAAACGGCGGCUGCAUCGAUGCUCCACACUUGAAGGAACUGUUCCCUCAACGGAAGUCACUCUUACAAACAUAGUGCACCACUGCUCCGCAAUGAGGAGGCACACAUGGCGUGCGCCCUCAAGGUAAAAUGCGACUCCGAGAGCCUCUUCCACCAGAACAACCGCACAGAAUACUUCCCCCAUCGCUUGACCAUACGAAGAGGGCGUUUGAACACGCCGAACAAGGACACGAUAUUCGAGGGUGUGGCACACAUGUGACUCGCUAGGGUCCGCAAGUCGCGACCAGCACGCAAAUUAUGCUCAAACCACUGUUGGAAAGGAAGGGGGAGAGAGAGAGGGAGCAGGACAAGCGAGACGGGGAGAUCAAGUCGACCUGGAGUCCGGAGUCAGAGUCACAGGCUGAACGUACACGGCGGAGGGACCAGCACCCUGCCCCACCUGCUCAUGAACACCUGGGUGUCCUCUGGGAUCUUCGUCUGACUCGCGGAGAUCUCAUUCGUCCAGGCCACCACGACCUCCUUGGAGCUGGUGCGGGAGCCGAACCGCAUGCCGUCUGUGGCACAUUGGAAGAGCAAGGCCUGGCGGGGGUCCGUGAACGUCACAAAGACGAAGCCCUUGUUCCGCUUGUCGGUCGCCUUCAUCGGCAUGAAGAGGCGGUCGAAGUGCCCCUGGAACCCCGAGUCGUGGAUGAGCUCGAGGACGUCUGCGAGUACACCGACACGGGACGUUCAUCAGCGUGAGGCCCACCGUGCCGGCGCCCCCGUGGGGCUCUGCCUGGAGGUCGUCGCCCGAGGAGGGCGGGUCUUCUGGCACCGCGGCAGCGCCGCAGGGCGCGCCCCACUUGCACGCGAGGUCCAGCACGGACAUGCUUUCGCGCAACGGCGCGGGCGAGUCGGCCCCCCUGCCGGGGCUCCUCGGCGGACGAGCCGCGUGUCCGACCGUGCGAGCGGUAAACCGGCCGGGUCUCGCUCGAACCGGGGCUCGAGCCAGAAGGAACACAGUGAGCCCGUACAGUAAGGAUGCGUGAUAAGGAUGCAAGUGCCU
Messenger RNA from Prorocentrum cordatum, 1790 nucleotides. The record is from the annotation of a GenBank genome assembly. Lineage: Eukaryota; Dinophyceae; Prorocentrales; Prorocentraceae.